UGACGUAACGCGAACGCUUUCGUUAGUUUCCUCAACCAAACACUGUCUCUACUGAUAUUAUUGUGUGAUAAAAACUGGAAAGCAGCCGGUGGAAAGGGAGCUGUUUGUUCAGACAAAGACCAGCCAAACACAGCGGGGUUCCCCCCUUUGUGAAGCAAAACGAGUUGCUGCUUCUGCAAUGGAACUUGUUUUAUAGAGGGGAAGGAGACGACAAUUUUUUUUUCCCUUAACAAAAGCACUUUUUAAACCCAAGAAAAGCUCGUUUUUAGUCUUCUAGCCAUUGCUGUCGGAAGGAAGGCGGGGAAUACAAAGAGACGCCUGCUAAAACCCUCAGAAAUUUGGACUCACUCAAGCAAAAACGGGAUUAUUACGAAGCUAGGUCGUGCUGCUGUGACUGGUCAGCGAUAGUACAUGGAUUAUCUGUGUUUUCGGGCACUGUGCUGUAAAGGACCCCCACCACCUAGACCAGAAUAUGAUGUGGUGUGCAUCGGCCUGACAGGAGCUGGGAAGACCAGCCUGCUCUCACGGCUCUGCGGUGAGAGCACUGACAACAUCGUUCCUACAACAGGUUUCAGCAUCAAGGCAGUGCCAUUUCCAAAUGCCAUCUUAAAUGUAAAAGAACUUGGAGGAGCUGACAACAUCAAGAAAUAUUGGAGUCGUUACUACCAGGGGUCACAGGGUGUAAUCUUCGUACUGGAUAGCGCAUCAUCAGACGAGGACCUUGAGGCAGCGCGGAAUGAGCUCCAUUCGGCUCUGCAGCACCCUCAGCUCUGCACGCUGCCAUUCCUCAUCCUCGCCAAUCACCAGGACAAGCCUGCAGCAAGAGCGCCAAAUCAGAUAAAGAAAUACUUUGAGCUGGAGCCGCUGGCGAGAGGAAAGCGAUGGAUCCUGGAGGGCUGCACUGUUGACAACAUGGAGUCAAUGAAGGAGAGUUUUGGUCAGCUCAUCAGCCUGCUGGAGGACAAGGAAACGGAGCCGGCGAGGAUAUGAUGUUAACGCAGGUCAGCGGCUGCCAACCGCCACGUCCUGCUGGUGCCCACGUCCACACACCUGAGCAAGCGCAGACACAAACACACAGGAAAACGCAACAGAUGUCGGCCACUCUUUGUGAUGAAUAUUGUAUGUUGUCCUCCCUCCGCCGCGGUCUCAGUUUUCACAUCGGAAUAGUGAACCGGGGCAUCAGUCGAGCCCCGGCAGACUGACAGAAGAGAGCCACCCUUAGAGCCACCCAGGCUCAGAGAAAAGUCCCUGAAGCCUGCCAACAAUGGAAACCUUGUUUACUACUGUUUGUGCCAUUGUUAUGUGAUCAAAGGCAUUUAGGACACUUAGAAAGUCUGUAGUCAGCAUUAAACACUAACACACACUCUGAAGCACACGCCCACAUGCACACAGAGACAUGAAACUAAGUGGAGCCCAGAUUGAUAUGUUUAGCAUCUCCACUAAUUGCUUUGCAAGAUGUUUGAGAGCGCACAGUUGAUGUUCUUUUCCACUGAGAAGUACUGUAUGCUGUAAAGUCUGCUUCUCCCUUUGACUCUUCAACAACACAUUGUUGUUGUGUGAACGGAGUGCAUAGCCUAAAGCCCUGUGUUCUGUACGGUAGUUACCUGUAAUCCGAGUAGUGUAGUCUGAGUAUCUCAUGGAGUAUUAUGUAGAUGCAAACAAACAAUUUACAGUGUAACCGCACACAAGUACAAACUACUAACCGAGUGACUGAAAGCAGCGCUGGGAGGAAGUCUGAGGGCUUUUAUAAAUGUGCGAUUUAGGUUAUAUUUUAUAGCUUAUGUAUGUUAAUCUCGUAAAGCAGAAUUCUGAUUUGUUUUUUAAAUGUCUGUAUGUCUCAAAUCAAAGACCAAAAACAAAAAAGAAAGAAAGAAAAAAGUUGAUUGACUGACCUGGUUAUAGCCACAACGUGGAGCAAUGUCAUGAAUUAUGUGUCUUUAUAGUGUUGACCAAUGUCAGAUUUGUUUUUAUUUUAUUUGUACUGUGUCUUCUUUCCUUUUUCUUUUGGACAUAACCUCUCAACACUAGCUGGUGACUGGAGUUUCUCAUCAUGCCCCAAUACAAACUAUCAAUCAGCUGCAGCAACAGCUGCAUCUGACAAGUCCCUGUCCGACACCCUAAUGCCUUCCAACUGUCUGGAGACUCCCCUCCUCCCCCCUGACCCCCGUCUGCUGUUUAUCGCGCAUACACCCCCCACCUCGUCCCGAGCAGCUCUAACCUGACUCUGCUCAACAUUCCCGUUGCCUCUCGAUGAGCUUUUUUAUCUCAGAUGUCAUUUCAAGUGAACGGCGUAUCAUUUAGGAAGAGUCGCCUUCAUUGUGCCACGAGUGUUGGGUUAUCUCCAAGAAUAAUGAUAAAAAAAAAUCAGCAGGUUGUUUAGUCGUCAUGUUUUUUGUUUUUGUUUGUUUUCUGGGGUUUUUUUUUUUUUUUUUUAGAAUUUUGAUUCCUUUUUUGUACCUGAAUGGAGAACUGAGUGAAAUUGUUUGCUUCAAUGCAAAUAUGAAUUUCUUAACCAAGGAUUAAACCAGAGUCAGACUUCUCACGUCGUCUGCUCAGAAAAAUCACAAAUAUGGGCAUUCAGCUGUGCAUCAUGUCCAAGGUUGAAAUUAAACUUUUAAAAUUGAAAACAAA
This is a messenger RNA of Xiphophorus maculatus (southern platyfish), 2631 nucleotides long. It is a transcript of the gene arl15, whose product is annotated as ADP ribosylation factor like GTPase 15. Bases 412 to 990 code for a protein of 192 amino acids. The record is from RefSeq and is a predicted model, not a curated record. NCBI's taxonomy places the organism in Eukaryota, Metazoa, Chordata, Actinopteri, Cyprinodontiformes, Poeciliidae. The transcript has 5 exons. Gene Ontology annotation, molecular function: GTP binding; GTPase activity.